AAUCAAUCAUUCAUUCAGUUCACCAAGUAUGUUGUACAUAUACAAGGACAUUGACUUGGUGAGAGCACACAUGUAAGAUGUAACAAGACCACUGAAAGUUGACAAGAAAUACACUAAGAGGAGUUUAACAUCUAUACACAAAGUAUAAUUUACAGGAAUUUACAGAUGAUCAGCAAUGUGAGCAUCUACACAUAGUGCAAAUAAACAUUUGUCAGAUCAGCAAUAUGUACAUAUUUUUCAACAGCUGUGUGGAAUUAUUGAAGUUUGUUAACAUUGUGGAAUAAGUUCUAACUAGAAUGACAGGUGUCUGCUGUGGUUGAGGAGUACUUCAGAUGUAGGGCAGAAGCUGUUAGCACGCCGAGUUGUUCUUCUGCCAGAGGGAAGUGUCUGGAAGAGGUCACGUCCAGGAUGUGAGGGGUCAGUUGUGAUUUAGCCAGCUCACUUCCUCACCCUGCUGGUGUGGAUCUCCUGAAGGGUUGGCAGAUUACWUCCAAUGAUCCUUUCUGCAGUUCUGAUGAGYUGCUGGAGUUCGGCUCAUUCUUGGGAGGUUGAGGAACCAAACCAGAUGGCCAUAGAUGAUGUGAGGAUGGAUUCAAUGAUCGCUGUGUUGAAAUGGAUCAUCGGGGUCUGUGGCAGAUUGGAUUUGUUCACCAGCAGAACACUCUUUGCUGCUUCAUUGGAGAUGGAGACUGUAUUUCUCUUCUCCCCUACUUCCGGUCUCUGGAGCUUGAGGGACUCCACAGCAGAAAGUGCAGAGUCGUUGAUGUAAAGGGGGUGAGGGGGUUGAAAUCCACCACUAUCUCUACAUUCUUUUCUGUGUUUAGCAGAAGGUGGUUGUUGCUUCAUCAGGACGCCCGCUGUUUGACUUCCUUCCUGUAGGCAGUUAGUUGUAAGGCCCAAUUCAAGAUGACUGCCGCAGCUGAACAUAGAAAACACAAAAAGAAAAUGGCUACAACUCAGUUUGUUGAGCUAAAAUUUGAUGUGGUGGUAACUGCGCCCAUUCACAUUUUUUCCCCUUUUCUUUAUAUAUAUAUGUUUUGUCAGGUGAAUGCCGUGAUGCCAUUUGGAUGCCUUGCCCUGCGAGAUGGGCGGACCUUUAGCAGCAUAUCUGAUGUCACAGACAAAUAUGAGUUUGGACAAGUCCUUCGAGCGAAGGAGUUCUGCGAGCUGUGCCUGGCAAAGGACAGACAAACAGAAAAGGUGUUUGUCUGCAAGAAAUUCCUCAAGAAAGACGGCAGGAAAGUCCGCAAAGCUGCCAAGAACGAAAUCAUGAUCUUGAAGCUGGUCAAUCACCCAAACAUCCUCCAGCUGAUAGAUACAUUUGAGACCCGGAAAGAAUACUUCAUCAUCCAAGAACUUGCCACAGGGGGAGAYGUAUUCGACUGGAUUCUGGACCAAGGGAACUACACGGAGAGAGACGCCUCCAAUGUUAUCAAGCAAGUUCUUGAGGCCGUGGCGUACUUACACUCCCUCAACAUUGUUCACAGGAACCUCAAGCUUGAAAACCUGAUGUACUACACAGAAAACAAUCAUAACAGAGUCGUUCUGCGAGACUUUUACCUUUCCAGGUUUGAGAACGGACCAAUCACAGAGCCCUGUGGAACGCCUGAAUAUUUAGCUCCAGAAGUAGUGGCGCGACACCGAUACGGUCGUCCUGUGGACUGCUGGGCUGUGGGUGUGAUCAUGUUCAUACUCUUAUCGGGUAAUCCUCCUUUUUAUGAUGAAACUGAAGAAGAAAACACAGAUCUACAUAAUCGCAUCAUCUUCUGUCGCAUUGUUGCUGGGGACUUCGAGUUUGACUCUCCUUACUGGGAUGAUAUUUCACCUGCAGCUAAGGAGCUUGUGUGUCGACUCAUGGAAGUGGACCAGAUGCUGAGAGUCACAGCACAAGAUGCACUUCGACAUGAAUGGAUUGCAGGAAAUGGCGCGUCGGAGAAGAACUUAAAGGAUGGUGUGUGCGCCCAGUUUGAGAAGAACUUUGCGAAAGCCAAAUGGCGGGAGUUGAAGAAAGCAAUCCGUGUUACCACCUUCAUGCAACGACUGAAGAAUUCGGAGGCACAGAAUGACAAUUCAGUUGACGUUCAGGGCACCGAAGGGGGCAUUUCACAGGGAACGAGUGAUGAGGGUGAGAAAGGAACAACUGAUGAGGGGGUCACAUCAAGCAGCGUGUCUUUAGAGGUUACUGUUGAAAGUACACAAAUCGGUAUUCACCGGGAUGAAAGCGCCAUUCAGAUAGAGGAAAUACCAGAGGACGUAAGCAAGGCUACAGGCCCAUCUGUAGGAGUUUCCCCGUCAGAUAUCCAGAACCCUCUCAACCAAUCAAAUUCACCCCCUAAACCUGCACAAGAGGAGCUCAAUAAGUCAAGUGUAAAAAAGGGAGCAGGAGAUGGAACCAGAAAGAUUGCUGCCAAUUUAGGUCAGAAUAAAGUCAUACCAGAGGCCAAAUGUACCCCUGACGUGACCCCUGAACACUCCAAGCUGUUAGAAAGCUCUCAGUGUGCAGAUGUAGAUAAAAAAUACACAGCCGCUUCUCCUGAGCCCAAAAGCAAACAGAAGAUGACUGCAGCACUCCACAGUCCUUCCCCUGCAUCUUCUGUCAUCGCAUCAUCCUCACCAGAGAAGAGACGAGCCACCCAAAGCCUACAAAAGGACGAAACCAAUGGAAGUUGGUGUCAGACGCAAGUGCCUGAAGCUGUGGCAGAAAGGUCGGUGGGAGGGCCAGUUACUUCAGCCGUUGGGCAGGGGACGGGGGUGGACACAGGAAUGGGAGUUAGGUUAAGAGGCGAUGCUAGUCCUGUAGGUAGAAGAGACAGGAAUGUCAAAAGAACAGACAGACACAGUGCUGAAAUAAGCAUGUCAAGAACAUCUACUGCACCGGGGUCAGGUUGUUAUUCAGCAGGCAGCUCUGCUAGUUUGGGUCGUCACGCCACACCAUACAACCCGGAAGCUGUGGCUGUGGGGAUGGGGAUGGCAGGGAGCUAUGGGAACCCUUAUAGUUCUUUGUACACAAGUGGAGGAGGGGUAGGGGUGUAUGGGACUGGUCUACAUCAUGGAAGUGGGAGCAGUGCUGCAAGCGACUGGCAAAUGGACAGUGUGAUUGAGCAGAUUGAAAAGCAAAUGGUGGCCGUGCUCGAGAAGAUUGAGGGAGACAUGCCGUCGCUGCUCGAGCAAAUAAGUGACUGUCCCGCUGAACCUGUGCGUGCCAGAAGCGCACACGCCUCCCCAGCCACCUCUCGCUCGCGUCCAGCUCAACACUCCUCUACGUCGUCGACGCCUCCUCCGCUGCCCACUUCUCCGAGGCCUGUGCUGCCAACUCUCCCUCACCUUGGCAUCCCUCCUCCGUCCUAUCCUCCACCGUCUCCCCCCUCACAAGCCUCGCCUCAGACCUUCAGAGAGAGGGAAGACAAAGAUGGACAGAGUGCUGCUGCUAAUUCAGGCCAGUCACCAAAAGCUGGAAUGGGCAUGGGGUUAUAAGGUUGGUUUGCAUGAUGCAGUACACAAAUGCAAAACACAUAAAACACUGGAUUUAUGAUUUAAAAGUGAGGGUUUAAUGACUCUAUCUUACUGACGUGUACUUUAUUUGAUACCCCAAAGGAAAAAAUAACUAUACACUGUUGUUUAACUUGAGUCUGAUUUCAUAUCAAAUGACUGUUUGAAAACUGGAGACAAAAAAAUUUGAAUAUCAUCUUGGAGUGACAGCAGCAGAUCUAAACCUUCUGUCAAAUCCAGAUUUUUGUUCCUCAACACUAACCACCCAAUCAAUUCAUUAUGGCAUUUCCAAGCACUGCAAAGAAUCAGAAAGUUAUGGUAAUAUCAGCUAAUCACAAGUGUUAACAAAUGAAAAUAGAUUAAUUUACAAUAUUGCCUAUAAACUGUAAAUACAUACAAAAAGCUAGUUUCCUAAUAAAUAUUUUGUUCCCAAGAUGUUCUUCAAGUUUCAAUCAUCUGUUUGUAAGCAGCUUAUCCCAGUUCAGUAAUUUUCAUUUCCCUUAUGUAGCUGUUCAUUUUGUUUCUAGGGAGCAGAGUCACACAGUUGUCUAGUGAAAUAGAACAGAGCAUUUACACAGGCUGCUGGAAAAGUGUUUCAUGUGACUUAGAUACUUUUGAACUGCCACUCAAAGUUUUGUGAAAUCCUUUGCAACUGCUGAAAAUCUGGAGAAAACUGUUUAAAUGCAAGAUGUUAUAAAGGCUUUUAAAUAACACACAUUGUUUAUUAU
This is a messenger RNA of Austrofundulus limnaeus, 4217 nucleotides long. RefSeq names its product CaM kinase-like vesicle-associated, like (gene camkvl). Gene Ontology annotation, molecular function: ATP binding; protein kinase activity. The transcript has 11 exons. Bases 907 to 3474 code for a protein of 855 amino acids. Gene Ontology annotation, biological process: protein phosphorylation. Lineage: Eukaryota; Metazoa; Chordata; Actinopteri; Cyprinodontiformes; Rivulidae. The record is from RefSeq and is a predicted model, not a curated record.